Messenger RNA from Plutella xylostella (diamondback moth), 2288 nucleotides. RefSeq names its product 2-phosphoxylose phosphatase 1. Gene Ontology annotation, biological process: glycosaminoglycan biosynthetic process; chondroitin sulfate proteoglycan biosynthetic process; dephosphorylation. NCBI's taxonomy places the organism in Eukaryota, Metazoa, Arthropoda, Insecta, Lepidoptera, Plutellidae. The record is from RefSeq and is a predicted model, not a curated record. Gene Ontology annotation, molecular function: phosphatase activity. Gene Ontology annotation, cellular component: Golgi apparatus.
CUAUGGGAUUGGGAAAAUUCGAUUUGUUUUGUUAGUGUAUUUUCUAUUUAUUUACUGGUUAAAAUGAAUUCCUAUAUUCUAACCUUUGUAACUACAUAAAAUAACAAACCCAAGUGUUAAGUCAUACAUAAUAAUAUGUGCUCAGUUUUAUCAAAGCGAAGAAUGCUGCAUAAAAUAAUGAAGUUUUCGUUUCAACACCGGGCUUUUUAUUGCUACUUGGCUAUGAGUGUGUGGAUAUUCUUCUUAGUAACAGCAAUGUAUAAGUACAUAUCAGUAGGGGAAGACACAACUGCAGCUAAGAAGCCCAUUGCUAAUGAAUAUGUUGCCAAAACUGACAAGAAGUUCAGGAGAAUCUUCCUCAAGGCCUGCAAUCCACCUGAAAACAUAGUCAGGGGAUCUGAAGGAGCUGUAGACUAUGACUCAUGGCUACUGCAAGGCGUCAUCGUGCUGACCCGCCAUGGGGACCGCGGGCCACUCACACAUCUGCGCGGAGGAGACAAGAUCCCCUGUGACACUAUGCCCGAUUCGCCUUUAUUGAAAAGCUACGUGUCAGCGGUAGUCAACGCCUCCGGCGCCACAGGCCGGGGGCCGUGGGCGGCGUCGCCCGGCCCCUUCCACAACUUCCCCUCGCUGCCCGCUAGCGCCGCCGUCGCCACGCACUGCGCGCUCGGACAGUUGACGAAUAUCGGGGUGCUGCAGAUGAUCACUGUUGGGACUAUACUUCGAGAAGCAUAUGCGGAAAAGCUGGGAUUGGACAAUAUAGAUGGGCCCGGGAAAAAGGACUCAGGUGAAUUCAUAUCAUACAGCAGCCGCUACCGGCGCACGUACCAGUCGCUACUGGCCGCGCUGUGGGGCGCCUCGCCGCGCGGCAUGCCGCAGCGCGCCGCGCGAGCCAGCGAGAGCCACACCGCGGCAUAUUGCUUCCAACAUUGUGCUUGCCCGACGCAUCGGACGUUGCAUAAAAAGCUGAACUCGCAAGCUAAAAGCCGGCUCGACUCGCACGCCACCGUCAAGGAACUCGUCAAGAAAAUCACCAACGUCAUAUUCGAAUCUCAGGAGAACCCGGAUCCGGAAAUAGUGAGAGACGCCCUCCUCGCUUACAUGUGUCACGAGGCACCCCUACCCUGCUCCCUGCGGCCACGGACCAAUGAAAAACAAAUACAGAGAAACAAAAGAUCAGCACAUAAUUCCCUACUCACGAGAACACUCCUAGACACGGACUUUGACAGCCUAAAUAUGGAGCUAGAGUACAUCAACAAUCACCAGCUAGACUUCAACAAUGAGAUUGGUAGAAAAGCCAGAGAUAUAAUUGGUAAAUACGACGAUAUACGCGAGAAACAAAAGCAGCCGCUAGAUUUUGACGCGCAAAUGGAAAGGGAGAAGUUUCUCUAUUAUCAACAGAGAUACAUGGACAAUCAAGAUGGGUAUGAAGAUGUAGAAGUGGUGAAGAAGAAUCUAGAUGCUGACUUUAACUUCCCGAACGACGCUCGAAUGGACGCAGAUUUUGACGAAGAGAAUUAUAAAGAACCCACACAAGACAGUCCAGACGACUUUUGUAUUAAGAACGAACAUAUCAUAUCGUUAUUCGCAUAUCUAGAGUGGAGCUACAAGCAAGAUAUUAGAAACAUACAGAACAGGAAGCGAGGCUUACUGUAUUCGUACGGUUUGAUACACAAUAUAGUGCAAAAUAUGAUAAGAAUGAUCUCAGAAAACAAGCCAAAGUUCGUUUUGUACUCAGGUCACGACACUACAUUACAACCGUUAAUUUUAGCUUUAGGCUUAACGGACUACCAACAUUACAACAUAAAAUACGCUUCUAGAAUGAUCUUCGAAGUGUAUAGAAAAAAGGAUUUGAGAGAUGAGUUUAAGUUUACGAAGCGGAAAGCGGUCGCUCAAGACUUCUAUUUCCGAGUGGUUUACAACGGUAUGGACGUGACCAACAGACUGAGCAUAUGUCGAGGUAGGAGCAGUAUAGUUAUGAAGGUUUCAGACCCCACUGAUAAUAUACGAGUGUAUAAUACAUACCUUUGCCCCAUAGAGAAUAUAGUCAGAUUUAUACACGACGAUUAUUUCUCAGUGUUCAAUGCUAGUAAUUACAAAGACGCGUGCGCUAGUUAUGGUCACGGUAAGAGAACAUUUACGUAGAAUUAUUAGAGUUAUGUUAAGUUUAUUUACAGUCUUACCAUAUACCCAUCUAGUCUCAUAGAUUCGUCCAGAUAUAGUUGUAGCUUUUGCAAUAAUGAAUUUGAAUAAAAUAUUAACUUAUGUAAAGAAGAUUUUGUUUUUAC